UAUUCAUUCAUUCGUAUUGGUAGGCAGAAGAGAGAUACACAGAGCAUUCCAAUUUACAAAUGCCAAGUGUCGUGCUUUGCUAAUGAAUCCACUUGGCCAAUAUAUAUAUUUUUUUGAAAAUUACAGAAGCCAGUGCCGGUAUCAAUGGCAUUUCACUCAUCUUUCCUUCUUUUCUAAAAUCUCUAGUUACCCAUUUCUCCAUUAUAUUCCUUUCUUCCUUCUCAUUUUCUUCUCUUCUGUUUAUGGUAUUAUUACUAUUUCAUAUUUCCUUGUGUUAAGCUGUCCUGCCACGAUGGUCAGCUUCAAAUAUUGGGAUGACUGUGUUGAUCCUGAGGAUUUGGAAGCAAUGUGGCAACAACCUGCAGUGAGAAAAGAGUGGAUUGAUGUUGGGGAGACUCAAGGACAAAAAGUUCACCUAUCAAGGGAUCCUGAAGGACAGCCUUAUUUGACACAAACAGAGAUGCGGGCUGUUGCUGAAAUAGUUACUAGCAGACAUUUUGAUACACAUAUAGAUCCGGAGAUGAUUUGUACUAUUGCAGAACUUGAAAGUAAUAGGCAGCCUCUUGCCGAGCAACAUGAUAAGAAAUCCAAGGUCACUACAGUAGGAAUCAUGCAGAUUUCACCAGCAACUGCAGAGUCGAUGGCCAAGGAGUAUCAGAUUUCAUUAUACAAAAUUGAAGGGGAUCCAGAUAUUCUGUACAGGCCGUUCGUAAAUGUAUAUUUCGGAGCAACCUACCUUAAAUGGUUAUCAAACUUUGAAAACAAAGUUAGAACUGAAGAGUUUAUGGUCAGGGCUUAUAAGGGUGGUACAAAGAAAGCAACUCAUAAAUCAACCCUGCCAUAUUGGAAGCGUUAUAUUUCUGUGAAAGAGACUUUUACACCCAGGUGCAGAAAACAUUCUAAUGGUCCGACUACUCAAGCACCAACUUCAACUGCACUGGAUUCAUCGAACUCAGAUGAUGCCUGCCUGUAUUGGGACUCCAGAGUUUCCCCCGAAGACAUGAGAGAGAUGUGGAAUAAUCCUGAAAUCUGCAACGAGUGGAAUAAAUCUAGUCAGAAAAGGGGAAAAGUGCUAUUUACCCUUGAUAGUGAGAAGAACCCAUGUCUUUCUCGUUUAGAACUGAAGGCAGUUGCAGAAAUAAUUGUUAACAAUUACUUCAGUACAAUGGGAAUAAAACCAACGGCACUUUGUGCUCUGGCUGAGAUGGUUAGCAUGCGCAACGUAGACGGGACUGAAGAACGAGCAGGACUAAUGGGAAUUGACUACUCUACAGCUUUUCGGCUUUACACAGAGGUGGGAUUCAGGGAUUAUCCGAUAGAUUACGAAGAAGAUCUCACCAAACCAUUUGUGUCCAUGUAUUUUGGGGCGGCAUAUUUCGCUUGGUUAUCAAUGUAUGAAGGGAGCGAAAGGGAUCUGCAAUUUGUCAUUCAGGCUUAUAUUUCCGGACCGGAAAAUGUAAAUCCUGAAGGGAUGUGUCCGGAGUGGGCUAAAUUCGAGCAAACAUUGGCUGGUUUUGAGUUCCGAGAGAGGAACGGAGGGAGGUGCACCGUCAUGUGACUUGAUUGAUAUGAUUAUCUUCUCAUCACCAAUUUGGGGAGUUGCAUGGGAUUGGGGUGCACUUUGAUUUGGAUUUGAAGAUUGAUACAAACACCAAAUACGCCUCUAAAUGCUGUUAUAGUAAAGAUGGAUGAUUGACAUUUGUGGGCAGCCAUUUUUUUAUUUUCUUUAUUUUAUUUUAACUUUAAAUUCAUUUUUUGAGAAUUAAAUAAUACUUAUAUAUAUAUA
Molecule: messenger RNA, 1786 nt
Organism: Gossypium raimondii (Peruvian cotton)
Lineage: Eukaryota; Viridiplantae; Streptophyta; Magnoliopsida; Malvales; Malvaceae
Exons: 13
Coding region: 83-1558 (491 amino acids)
Source: RefSeq, a predicted model, not a curated record